Molecule: messenger RNA, 2369 nt
Organism: Helianthus annuus (common sunflower)
Lineage: Eukaryota; Viridiplantae; Streptophyta; Magnoliopsida; Asterales; Asteraceae
Product: probable serine/threonine-protein kinase PBL1
Exons: 2
Coding region: 257-2014 (585 amino acids)
Biological process (GO): protein autophosphorylation
Cellular component (GO): plasma membrane; plasmodesma
Molecular function (GO): ATP binding; transmembrane receptor protein tyrosine kinase activity
Source: RefSeq, a predicted model, not a curated record
GGUUCAAAAGUCAGGCUUCCACAUGUGAAACGACAACUUUUCCAAUGCGAUCAAUAAAAAUAUAAUAAAAUAAAAAUAGUUAAGGGGAUGAAUAGUGUAAUACCAACAAUAAUCUAAGGCUGGCUACUGCAAUUCAUCCACCACGAGGAUGUCAAUAGAUUCCCACCACCCAAAUUCUAAAAUUAGCACUUGAUAGCAACUGUGCGCUUUUGUUUCUUGAUCUCGGGAUAUCCAUCUUUGUGAGUAUCUAUUCAAAAUGAUGCAAUCUGUAAUCACCAAAGACGAAACGACUCCAUCUGAACCUUUACUACCUGCCCUGGAGCAACCAUGCUGCUGCUUUUCCAUGUCUGAGCUCAGUUCAGCAACAGAUAACUUUGACGAAAAAUGGUGCAUUGGCCAAGGGGGGUUUGGCAAGGUUUACAAAGGAAAAAUCUCUGAUGGGCCAACAAAGACAUAUGCCAUUAAGCGGUUACAUUUCAUGUCCGAUCAAGGAGAACCAGAGUUUUGGGUUGAAGUCGAGAUGCUUUCAAGGUUGCGCCACUGUAACCUUGUGUCGUUGAUUGGUUAUUGCAAUGAGGGGAAAGAUAUGGCGCUUGUUUAUGAAUACAUGCACAAUGGAACACUUUCUGAUCAUCUUCACAAGAAAGGUACAAUUUUGACUUGGUCUCAACGGCUGAAAAUAUGCAUAGGAGCGGCACGUGGUCUAGACUACCUACACACUGGCACUGGCAUACAACAAGGAGUCAUACACCGUGAUGUGAAAAGCACCAACAUUUUGUUGGAUCAGAAUUAUGCUGCCAAGAUUGCAGACUUCGGAUUGGCUAAAACAGGACCAACAAACCAGACAUGUACACAUGUUAGCACCAUAGUUAAAGGCACCUUUGGGUAUAUAGAUCCAAAUUAUUGGUACACAGGUAGACUUACAAGAAAAUCUGAUGUUUAUGCCUUUGGGGUUGUAUUGCUUGAGGUAUUGUGUGGCAGGCGCGCUUUGGACGAGAGUCUGGAUGAGGGGUUAGCAAUAUGGGCUCAAGAUCGAAUCAAACAAGGAAAAAUCACUCAGAUUAUUGAUUAUAGAUUGAAGGACCACGUUUCAAAGAGUUCUUUGAAGCAAUUUUCACGCAUCGCAAUGGGAUGUUUGCUUAGUAAUCCAAGUCAAAGGCCAACAAUGAGUGAGGUUGUAGGCGGUCUUAACCUGGCAUUGUCAUUUCAUGAAAGAAAGGCUUCUUCUACCAUAGGAGGGAUCACCAUCAAGAAAGUAUGGUCACUGGUUUCUCUUAAAGGACAUUUUGAAGUUAGAAGCUCAUGGAGAACUGGAAGUAAUGAUCAGCUUCCUGGAAUAGAGAGCCUCAAGAUUGUUGGGGAUGCUUUCCUUGGAGGAGAAUUACAAGUGUGUGGCUACUCGGUCAAUGGUGCAGUUGAGUGCAUGUUUCAGUGGGCUCACCGUCUACCAGAUGGAUCAACUAAAUAUAUUGAAGGUGCAACCACCCCAAAUUAUACCAUUGCAUUAGAUGACUUAGGUACCCGCCUUGGUGUAGAAGUUAUACCCUUUGAUAAAAAAGGACGACGUGGCAAAGUUUAUAAGUGCUUUGCCAACAACGGACUUCUUAUCAGUGAGACUGUUAUCGUACCAGUUUCCGGUAUAGUAACUGAAGUCGAAGCAAACCAAAUAGAGCUUCUAGAAGAACAAGAUGAUAAUAACGAUCAGCUUCCUUCAAUAGAGAGCCUUCAAAUUGCUGGAGAUGCAUAUCCUGGAGGAAAAUUGCAAGUGUGGGGCUUCUCAGUCAACGGUACAGUUUCUUGCCUGUUCCAAUGGUUUCACCAUUCACCUGAUGGGUCUAUUGAAUACAUAAAAGGUGCAACCGGUGAAACUUAUACUGUUACAUUAGAUGAUGUAGGUACCUACCUUGGCAUAGAAGUUGUACCUAUAGAUAAAAAGAGUCGAAAAAGUAUUGGGUUCAAAUGCUUCGCCAACAAUGGACGGCUUAUCAGGGAAACUGUUAGCGCACCAAAUUGAGCGUCUAGAAGGACAAGACAAUAAUUAUAAUAUACAGAACCUAUAUAUAUUAUUAGGGAUUCUUUUCCCAGAGAAGUAUCCAAGUGUCUGGCGCUGUUAAAAAUAAAUGCUAGACACACUAUUGUCGACGGUUAUGAUGUUAGUUACUACAGUUAUUAUAACCGAAGAAUGUUGCAUCUGCAUGUGAAGAGUUGUAGCCAUUAGUUUAUCAUGUUGUGUAACUAUAUUCAAAAUGGAGUGAGUUGAAGUGUAGUGUCCUACGAGAUCGGGCCAUCCAUAUUUAUAGUUACAAAAACCAACAAACUAUCCAAUUAUUCCGGGAUACGGAGAAUAUUCCCUUCUGAACGUUGGGGGC